CAGCAUUCAAUGGCGAUUGCCAUAGACAUCAUCAAAAUGGACGCGCUUAUGAAAGUCAAUUUGUAUGAACUGCUUCAAAUAUCAUCAAAUGCCGACGAAAAAGAAAUAAAAAGCGCUUACAGAAAGAAAGCUUUAACAUGUCAUCCAGACAAGAACCCGGACAACCCCCGAGCAGCCGAACUGUUUCAAGAGUUGUCAAGGGCUCUAGAGAUCCUCACUGACACAGAGGCAAGGGCUGCUUAUGACAAAGUCCUGAAAGCUCGAGAAGCUGCGAAGGUUCGUAACAGAGAACUUGACGCAAAGCGUCGCAAAUUAAAAGAAGACCUUGAAGCCCGAGAGCAGCAAGCACUCAACAACAAAAUCGAUGAAAUAGAUGCAGCAAAGCAAUUUGAAAAGGAGAUUGAAAGGUUACGGAAAGAAGGCUCAAAGAAGCUAGAAGAAGAGCGUGAACUGUUGCGCAAACAGAUUGAAGAAGAACUAGGAAAACGGUCAGAACCCGUACAAUGGCAACCACGUCUCAAGCUCAAGUGGAAGGCGCAGAAAGGUGCUGCAGACGAAUAUGAUGAAGAAAGCUUGAGGAAGAUCUUUUCCAAGUAUGGACAUAUAACGUGCCUCAUUGUGUCUGCAAAAAAGAAGGGGUCAGCUCUAGUCGAGUACGAGACUGUGGCAGCUGCGAACCUGGCAAUAAAAAUGGAGCAGGGAAGACCCGAAUGCCCGAUCAUCGUAUCUUGGGUGCAGGAACCACCACCACCAGCGGCUACCGCUCGUGUUUCAGCAGCCAAAUUUCCAGUGGCGUCCGUCGAUAUCUCAGACUACGAAAGUGCUAUCCUCGCAAAAAUGAGGCGAGCACAGGAAAAGAAAACAUUGUCCGAAAAUAUCGCCGGUGAUGACACAUGACAACUGUACUGAACUUUGUAACUCUCGCUGUAAAUAUACUGAAUAUCACCUCA
This is a messenger RNA of Ornithodoros turicata, 950 nucleotides long. RefSeq names its product dnaJ homolog subfamily C member 17-like. Gene Ontology annotation, biological process: spliceosomal complex disassembly. Gene Ontology annotation, molecular function: RNA binding. Gene Ontology annotation, cellular component: spliceosomal complex. The record is from RefSeq and is a predicted model, not a curated record. Lineage: Eukaryota; Metazoa; Arthropoda; Arachnida; Ixodida; Argasidae. The coding region runs from base 10 to 897 and encodes 295 amino acids. The transcript has 10 exons.